GCUGUGGCCACCAAUGGGUGCGCAGGGGACAGUCCCUGCCAGGGCUGGGUAAGGCCCGGAAAUCCCAGUUGGCCCAGUGGGAGUGGGGCUGUGGUGCUGGGCGAGAUGCGGGGCAAGGACGAUGAGUACGACUACCUCUUCAAAGUUGUGCUCAUCGGGGACUCCGGGGUGGGGAAGAGCAACCUGCUCUCGCGCUUCACCCGCAAUGAGUUCAACCUGGAGAGCAAGAGCACCAUUGGGGUGGAGUUUGCUACGAGGAGCAUCCAGGUGGACAACAAGACCGUGAAGGCUCAGAUCUGGGACACGGCCGGGCAGGAGCGGUACCGGGCCAUCACCUCGGCGUACUACCGGGGGGCAGUAGGAGCUCUGCUCGUCUACGACAUCGCCAAGUACCUGACAUAUGAGAACGCCGAGCGCUGGCUGAAGGAGCUGCAGGAUCACGCUGAUGCCAACAUUGUCAUCAUGCUGGUGGGCAACAAGAGUGACCUGCGGCACCUGCGGGCCGUGCCCACCGACGAGGCCAGGAGCUUCGCAGAGAAGAAUGGGCUGUCCUUCCUUGAGACGUCUGCUCUGGACUCUACCAACGUGGAGACAGCUUUCCACAACAUCCUCUCGGAGAUCUACCGCAUCGUGUCACAGAGGCAGAUCACUGGGCAGCCAGAGUCAGAGUUUGGCCCCACCACGACCAUCGAGCCCAUCCGGGUGCUGCCCACGCAGCAGGAGGGCAGGCAGGCGCCCUGCUGCCAGAACAUCUGAGCCUCCUGGGGUGCCCCCACCCUGACAUGCGCCCCCCCCCCCACCAUCCAGCACACGGUGGCAUCAUGUUUCUUGCCCUCUACCUCUGCUUGCUGCAGCCCCCCAGAACAAGGCGGGCUGUUGGCUGCUUCUGCGUGGCUGCUCUUGUGUGCACCAUCACGCUGCCUGUGUGCUGCUCUCCCUGUGUUUUUCUGCAGGACCUACACAAAUGGGGGGGGGGAAGCAUGAGGAUCUCUCCCCAUGGUUUGAGACAUGCCAUCCCCUUGUGUCCCUGCUUCCUCUAGCCCUGAAGGCACAGCCACCGGGUGACUCAGGGUGGCACUGAACAAGCCCAAACAUCAUGAGUCCCUUGUUCUGCGCUACAUUUCUGUGGCACCCCUGGGUGCAGCCCUUCGGGGAGGGUGUGGAGGAGGACACUGGGUGCACCCUUCUCUUGCCUGGUGAAGUGAGCAGGAACGCAGCCAGUUGUACCCAGCCCUGCCCCUUCAACACCAAGGGCUGGGUGUGCCUCUGGGUGCUGCUGGGGCAGCUGUGGGACACCCCAGUGUGAGCUGGGGGGGUGACCCUCUACUCGUGUGUGGAAGGACCCUGUUUUUCAUGCUGUGAGCCCCUUGAGGCGUGCCUGCUGCACAGCCCUAGCAAAGGGAAGAGCUGCACUCUUCCCCUCCUGCCCCAGCCCAGGGGCACUGGAGCAGGGACCUGGGGGGGCAUGU
Harpia harpyja (harpy eagle) is the source of this 1469-nucleotide messenger RNA. Its product is annotated as ras-related protein Rab-11A-like. Lineage: Eukaryota; Metazoa; Chordata; Aves; Accipitriformes; Accipitridae. The record is from RefSeq and is a predicted model, not a curated record. Gene Ontology annotation, molecular function: GTPase activity; GTP binding. The coding region runs from base 106 to 756 and encodes 216 amino acids. Gene Ontology annotation, cellular component: recycling endosome. The transcript has 5 exons. Gene Ontology annotation, biological process: constitutive secretory pathway; regulated exocytosis.